AUGAAUAAGCCUUAUGUCCUGCUCUACUUUGAUGUGAACAAGACUAUAAUUAUGCAUGACCAAGUGCAGAAUAAGACUCUGCCCCAUGUCCUAAACGACCUAUUAACAGAACACGCUUUAGGACGAAUCGACGGCGAGUCUCAUCAGGUCUGGAACUGGAAUGGAGAGAAAGCUUUGGAUACAACUCGAGAGAAAAAUAGUGUCAACUGUGUCUCGUAUGGAAACUUUCUGAGAGCUCAGUUUCCCAUUCCAGAUGACCCAAAUGUCGCCAAGAAGAACAAACACAUGAGAAAAAUGCUGCGUCAGGAGUUUACGACAAAAGGGAGUCCAGGACAGGGUUUAACAUCGCAACAUCAUGCACUACUGCAACAUAUACUGCUACCUGAUACAGCAGCAAGUGAAGCGCAAUUGGAAAAUGUGGGACUUGGAAAGUCAUCUUACUGUUUUAUUGUACCGGCAUUCUUUAAGCUUUUGCAGUAUCUUCAGAGACACGAAAUGUCAUUCAAUCUCAUUUUUAGGACAUUUGGUGAUGAUCUGCAUUCGGUAGCGAAUGAGUUCAAUAGUUUCUGUGAAGGACGACACCCGUGCUUUCCGCUGGCUAAACCUAUGGAUGGAUCGGAUGGAGGUAUUGACCGUCGCAUACAUCUUGAUAACAUAUCAAAUGGGAAAAUGCCUCAAUUUGGAACCUUUUUGCGAGCGGAGGGAACGACGGCGCUCAUUAUGGGCACUUUCAAGCAGCCUAAAUUAGUUGAUACAGUGGACCCUUUGACAUUUUACGCUUCUCAAACGGACUCUAUUCGGAUCAUACAAGGAUUGCCAAAGAUCCAUACUUUUCUUGCUCGGUAUUGGCGACAGUCGCAAGCGACAUUAGCGUUGCGUGACUUUUACCCGCAUUGGUUCAUUAACAAGGAAGAUGCUACUGCUGGAAAGUUGUUGACGUUGGACCCAACAGAUGAGGCUGAAAAUGUCCAUGCCAUUUUUUCGAUGACAACAUCUUGUCACAUGACGCGCAUAUUGUAG
Messenger RNA from Peronospora belbahrii, 1020 nucleotides. The record is from the annotation of a GenBank genome assembly. NCBI's taxonomy places the organism in Eukaryota, Oomycota, Peronosporomycetes, Peronosporales, Peronosporaceae.